UUUGUUUUAAAAAAAAAUCGGUUUUUUUCCUGCAAAAUUUACCACAGAUUCUCAAUUUAUCACCCUGAACUCUCUGCAUAGAUCGAACAAGGAUUAGGACUGGUUAUCAGACGAGAAAUUAGGGUUUCACUAUUCUUAUUUCAUGGAGAGGUAACUACAAAAGAUUGGUACAAUUUAAGGUAUUACGGUGCAAAUUCACCAUAGGGGUUGGGCCCAGACUAGGGGGUUUUUGGCAUGAAAUUGGUAUGAGUAAGGUUGGUUUUAGAAUUGCCUAGUAUCGUGACAAAUUCCUAAAUUAGAAAUUCAGCGAAAGGAAUGGUACUUCUUCGAGGAUUGGGAUCUCUUAUAUGCAGAUGACUUCGGAUUGUGACGACAGGAUGAAUAACGUUUUUAACAAUCAAAUAUUAGCUGAGAAGCUCUCCAAGCUCAAUAACUCUCAGCAAAGCAUAGAAACAUUAUCUCAUUGGUGUAUAUUCCAUCGAAAGAAAGCAAAACAGGUAGUUGAGACGUGGGAGAAACUUUUUAAUAGCAGUCAGAAAGAGCAGCGCAUUGCCUUUCUUUAUCUGGCAAAUGACAUUCUACAGAACAGCAGGCGAAAAGGGAGUGAAUUUGUGAAUGAAUUCUGGAAGGUCCUCCCUAGAGCCCUCAAGGAUGUCUUGGAGAAUAAUGGUGAACCUGGGAAAAAAGUGGUCACUAGACUGAUGGAUAUUUGGGAAGAAAGGAAAGUAUUUGGAUCUCGUGCACGGAGCCUCAAAGCACAAAUGCUUGGAAAAGAUCCUCCACCUUUACCAGAGAACAAUGGAAAGAGCUCAAAUUCGAAUUCUAUCAAAAUUGUGAAGAAGGAUACAAACUUCUUAAGAAUAAAAUUGGCUGUUGGAGGUAUGCCAGAAAAAAUAUUGUCUUCAUUUCAUUCUGUGCAUGACGAUCAUGUUAAGGAAGAUAAUGCUUUAAACAGCUGCAAGGCUUCUGUUCACCACAUGGGGAAGUUGGAAAAAGAUGCUGAGACUGCCUGUUCACGUGGAGAUCCACAGGGAGCCACGUUGGCAAAUGAACUAGAUGAGCAGGAAAGCAAUUUGAGACAAUGCAUUGAAGUACUUAAAAGUAUUGAAGCUAAUAGAGCUUCUCUGAUAAUCCAACUGAAGGAAGCACUCCAGGAACAGGAAUCCCAACUGGAGCAAGUUCGUAAUCAACUAAAGGUAGCACAGGCCCAAAUUGACCAAGCCAGCAGAAUCCGGCAUCGCCUCGCCACCGCACACCUCACCACCUCAUCAGACCUAUCACCACCCCCCACCAACCCCAACCCAACACCAAUCCUGAACCUGACCCCCCCACUUUCUAACUCAAACACUAAAAGCGCAUCAAUUCCUGAACCCCCCAAGAAAUCAGCUGCUGAAUUAGCUGCCGAAAUGGCCGCCAAGCUCACUGCCUCAACCUCAUCAGCCCAAAUAUUCUCCUCUGUUUUAUCUUCCCUUGCAGCUGAAGAAGCUGCCUCUUCCCAAAAAUCUGGGUCAUUUUUUGGGCAAGAAGGCACACCUGAAAAUUGGAAUGAGAGCCCAUUAGAGAAGAAGCCAAAGCUUGAGAAACCAAUGCCCGUCUUUACUCAAAUAACCCAGCAAAUAACUCAAGGCCUGGCCUUUCCGCAACCUCAUAUGCAACAAUAUGUGCAGCCUAGUGGAGGGCUAAUGAUGGGCUUGGCUUAUAGUUAUGGGCCUGGAGGCCCACCAUUGCCCCCACCUCCUCCAUUGCCUGUUCAUGCUAUGAUGGGUCCUAGGUCCAAUGGACCUGUGCAUGGGCCUGGGCCUGGGCCAGCAACGCAACAAAUGAUGCUCCCAGGGUUUUACUCCAAUCCAGGGACCGGAUUCUACAUGCAGGGGAAUAAUCCACCACCUGUACCCAGGUAGUAUGAGAGAGAGAGAGAGAGAGAGAGAGAGAGAGAGAGAGAUUUUGACCCAGGGAAAGAGAGCGAUCUUAACCCUUUGUAAAAUUGUUUAGGUUUUUAUUUAGCUGGUAUUUGUACUAUAAUUUAUUGAUACCAUUUCCAGCUGUGGAAUUCUUCCUCAUCUUUCUUGAGUCUUAUGCUAUCUGGGGGGCUGGAAAUUGGGUUUGAUUAGGAUAACUUUUGUACUAGUAGGAACACCAUUUCUCACUCUUUAGUAUAACUUUAGCUGUAAUCUAUGGUGAGUAGCUAUGGGUUUUAUUUAA
Amborella trichopoda is the source of this 2202-nucleotide messenger RNA. RefSeq lists its product as uncharacterized. Gene Ontology annotation, biological process: mRNA 3'-end processing. Lineage: Eukaryota; Viridiplantae; Streptophyta; Magnoliopsida; Amborellales; Amborellaceae. Gene Ontology annotation, molecular function: RNA polymerase II complex binding. The record is from RefSeq and is a predicted model, not a curated record.